GAAGAGGGCACAGCAGGGGUGAACUGUGUGGACCACUAUUACCCUUUCCUGUGAGAUGGCGCUGCAAAUCCCCAGACGCCUCCCUACAGCAGCUGUGGUGGUGAUGCUGAUGGUGCUGAGCAGCCCAGGGACCCGGGGCAGAGACUCCCCAAGGGACGCCGUGUACCAGUUCAAGGGCCUGUGCUACUUCACCAACGGGACGCAGCGCAUCCGUAGUGUGACCAGAUACAUCUACAACCGCGAGGAGUACGUGCGCUUCGACAGCGACGUGGACAAGUACUUCGCGGUGACCGAGCUGGGGCGGCCGGACGCCGACUACUGGAACAGCCAGCAGGACAUCGUGGAGCGGACGCGCGCCGAGCUGGACACGGUCUGCAGACACAACUACGAGCUGACCGAGGUCCCCACCUCCCUGAGCCGGCUCGAGCAGCCCAAGGUGACCAUUUCCCCAUCCAAGACAGAGGCUCUCAACCACCACAACCUGCUGGUCUGCUCGGUGACAGAUUUCUACCCAGGCCAGAUCAAAGUGCGGUGGUUCCGGAAUGGCCAGGAACAGACAGUUGGCGUCGUGUCCACACCCCUCAUCAGGAAUGGCGACUGGACCUUCCAGAUCCUGGUGAUGCUGGAGAUGACCCCUCAGCGUGGAGAUGUCUACACCUGCCACGUGGAGCACCCCAGCCUGCAGAGCCCCGUCACCGUGGAGUGGAGGGCACAGUCUGAAUCUGCACAGAGCAAGAUGCUGAGUGGCAUUGGGGGCUUCGUGCUGGGGCUGAUCUUCCUUGGGUUGGGUGUUUACAUCCGUCACAGGAGUCAGAAAGGAACUCGUGGGCCUCCACCAGCAGGGCUCUUGCACUGAUUCAUGGGAGUAUUUCGGCUGAAUUGCUCUCACUCUUCUGAAAGGCCUGCUUGUCCCUGCCGACUCCCCAGUCUGUUCAGCCUGCCUGUUUCCCUCUGAAGUCAAGCUCCUCAGUGGCUCCAGUGCAGCUGCCAGGUCACCUCCCAAGGCUCUGGCUGUGACUCUGCUCCUCACCUGACCCCAGAGCCUCUGUCCAUGCCCUGCAGCAGCAUCUGCAGAGACCCCCCAAAGCCUGUCUCUGUUCCCAUUGUCUUCCCAGACUGCUGAAGAACAUUCCCACCUGGAGAGCUUUGUUCAUAAUUAAACACAAUCUGAGUUAUCUGUA
Nannospalax galili (Upper Galilee mountains blind mole rat) is the source of this 1181-nucleotide messenger RNA. RefSeq names its product rano class II histocompatibility antigen, B-1 beta chain. Gene Ontology annotation, molecular function: MHC class II protein complex binding. The coding region runs from base 56 to 856 and encodes 266 amino acids. Gene Ontology annotation, biological process: immune response; peptide antigen assembly with MHC class II protein complex; positive regulation of T cell activation. The transcript has 6 exons. Gene Ontology annotation, cellular component: MHC class II protein complex; membrane. NCBI's taxonomy places the organism in Eukaryota, Metazoa, Chordata, Mammalia, Rodentia, Spalacidae. The record is from RefSeq and is a predicted model, not a curated record.